Molecule: messenger RNA, 2570 nt
Organism: Megalobrama amblycephala (Wuchang bream)
Lineage: Eukaryota; Metazoa; Chordata; Actinopteri; Cypriniformes; Xenocyprididae
Exons: 19
Coding region: 596-2185 (529 amino acids)
Source: RefSeq, a predicted model, not a curated record
AUCUACCAAGUCAGCAAAAAAGGAAAAAAGCAACAUGCAUCAACACUUGACUGCCCUUGGUUGUACUUUUGAGUGUACAUUUAAUCUUUUUUAGUUGUUAUGAGACAAAUUAUAUAAAGGGGGGAAAGCUAGUUCAUUUCACCUUCAUCUUAUUUCAUGAGCCACCAUCAACCAGCAGAGGACGCUGAAAUUCUGCUUCCACAACCUGCACUACAUGGACAUGAACCAGAACCACAUUCUUUUUCCGCCAUUAUAGACACAAAUGAAAAAUCAUGCCGUCCGACCUUAUCUGUUUUAGUCAGAGGAUAUGAUUUGUAAUAUUGUUUUAUUUUGAUGUUGGCUUUAGAUCUGUGUGGCUGGAUUUCUGAGUAAAAUGACAGACACUUGAAGCUCCCAAGCAGCAGAAGCUGUCAAUCUGGAGCUUUCUAUUGCAUCAGCUCACCUCUGUUUGCAGUACUGUCACGUGCUGAAAAGUACACACAUUUGCUCUCCUGUGGACGGUUGACCAAGUAAUGACCCAUAUAAGCAAGAGUCAGACAGUGAAGAAUAUUUAGUACACACACAGACUCACGGAUCAAAAACACAAGACGCAAACAUGAUUAAAGUUUUGGCUGUUGUAAGUUUAUCUGCAUUUCUCAGCUGCUAUGGCGUGCAGAGCGUUGAACUAUCAUAUGAUGACUUAAAUGAACAAAUCGUCAACUCUGGGAUUGUAGUCUUUUUAGACUUCCUGGAGAAAGUCAGAAACGCUACAGAGAAAAUAGUGAAAGAUGAUCAGUUCAGAAAAACUAGGAUCAAUGUCCAAAGACUCAUGAAAUCAUUAAGAGAGUUUGCAAAACCAAUAAAAAAUGCUGAGAGUGGGAGUCAGGAUAAUUCAGCUAUAUCACCACAGAGAUUUUUUUCGUUCAUGGCUGAUGCUCCAGUUGGGGCAACGAUCAAGGAGAUCUCUGACAAGUUUUUCUUUCCGUAUAUGAACAGUUACCGUCAGAGCUUUAAAAACCUGACGAUGGUGGAGAUCUGGAAAGAAAUGGAGUCAUUCUAUCCUCCAGGAGCUCCUCCAAUCUACAGUAAACCCAUGGAGUUCUUCAGUUACCUUCUGGGCAAGGCGGUGGUGGGAUCCCAGCUGUUGAACAUGAUCGAAGCUGGGGUGGAUACUGUUUCGAACAUUGGAAAAAUAGACUUUAACCAACUUCAUGAGGAAGUGCAGAUGGUUAUGGAUCAGAUUAGAAAGAAAGCCUUUGAAAUUUCAAUUUUGGAAAGGCAAAAAGAGAAGAAUGAUUUCCUUAUAUCAUUAAGAACUGCAUCUGGACUGAUUGUUUUUUACUGGGAUAAAGUUUUAGAACACACUGAAAGUCCAUCAUUCCAUGCGAAAUACUUAGAUUCUAAUAAGCAAUGGGAAGGGCUGGUGAGAAACGCACUGGCAAAUGGUGAAAAUCAGUGGCUAGUGGAGAAUUUUUUUAAAUGGUGGACUGAAUUUCAUUUUGGUAAAUUCAUUGAAUUGGCCCUGGAUUAUUAUAGUCAUGGAAAUGAAGUUCUUGGUUUGGACAGAUUCAAUCAGUCUAACUGGGCUAUUGGCAAAAGUGCUGUUGUUUACUCUCUUCCUGUUUAUGAAAAACUAUCUGAAGUCGGCUUUGGGUUUACUGAGAUCAGCAGGUUUCUUCACAGAGUUAAUAAUAUAACCCUUAUUCGUGAUGGGAGAAAUCCAUUGAAACCUUACAGAUGGACCAACUUGGAGAAGGACCUACCUGUCAUCUUGGAAAUGUUCUCUCGGAUGCAUUUAGUCAUUGAAGAGGACUACACCAAUAACAAACAUAAUAAUAAAAUUGUACUGCCUUUACGUGUAAUUAGGAAUGUGUUCCUCUAUGUGUGGAUCGUUUUUCUCUUCGUUGAAGGAUUCAGAGAUUUUGAUCAUGCUGAACACCAGCAAUCAGUGAAUGAACUGAACCGUGUGAGGAGCGACUUCAUUAAUGAGCUGUUGAAAAGUAAAGCAUUUACUCGAGAGCAGCUUGAAGAAGCACCAAAGAACUUAAUUCAAGCCAUUCAUCAGAUCCUGGAGAAACUGAAGCAAUAUACUGACCUGGUUGAUGGCUUUGAUGAAAUUAUUGAUCCAACUGUUUUAGCCUUCAAGAGGUCACUGCAUCGCACAAACAAAAUGUUUCAUGAAGUCUGGGAUUUUCUGUUGGAGUAAACUCUCUAUUAAGGAAAUGCAUGGAUUGCAUGGAGGCUUAACAUUCCACCACGGGAAAAAAAAAAAAUAUAAUUGCGACAUUUUAUCUUGCAAGUUUACAUCUCACAAAACAUUUUUUAAAACCCACAAUUCUGAGAAAUAAAGUAAGAAUUGUGAGAUAUAAACUCACAAUUCUAAGAAAAAUGUCAGCUCACAAUUCUGAUAUUUUCUCGCAAUUGUCUGUUUAUAUCUCACAAUUCUGACUUUAUAACUUGCAAUUGCGAAUUUAUAUCAUGUAAAAUAAGAAUUGUGAGUCGCAGUUACCCUUUUUAUUUCAUAUGAUUGCAACUGCUGCCAAUAAGCAGGAUUAUACCAGCAAUGUAUUAACAUUACCUGCUGUUAUUGA